UCUCGCACAGUUUGUGGAUGUUCGAUGCAACAUCCGAUUCAAGACUUCAACCUUGUGCCGUGGUUCCUCCAAUAUUGUUGGAAAGGAAAUCCUUCAUGGAGUAUCUGGCGCUGUUGGACCCGGUCAGAUUCUAGCGAUGAUGGGUCCUUCCGGGAGUGGUAAAACCACACUGCUCAGUCUUUUAGCUGGAAGAUCGCAAACAAAUUUACAUUCUGGAUCGAUCACCUACAAUGACAUGGGCUACACCAAGGCACUCAAGCGAAGAAUGGGUUUCGUGACACAGGAUGACGUGCUGUUCAUGCACUUGACAGUGAAAGAAACGCUCCGCUAUGCAGCUUUGCUCAGGCUGCCCAAGAAACUCUCGAGGCAAGAAAAGAUUCAGCGGGCAGACAGUAUCAUCCUAGAGCUGGGCCUUGAUAAGUGCAAGGACACGAUAAUUGGAGGGCCUUUCGAGCGUGGUGUAUCAGGCGGUGAAAGAAAACGGGUUUGCAUCGGGCAGGAGAUUCUGAUUGAUCCAUCCAUAAUCUUUCUGGAUGAGCCAACUUCUGGCCUCGACUCUACAACUGCUUUAAGGAUCCUGCAAUUGUUACAUGGGCUUGCUCAGGCUGGACGAACAGUCAUCACAACAAUUCAUCAGCCCUCUAGCCGGCUUUACCAUAUGUUUGAUAAUCUCCUCCUCCUCUCAAAUGGCCACGCUAUCUUCUUCGGAAGAGGGCAGGAUGCUCUGCCGUACUUCAGCUCCAUCGGCCUCAACGCAUCGCUGCUUAUGAAUCCAGCGGACUUCCUGUUAGAUCUCGCCAAUGGUAACAUCAGUGACACGUCCAUCCCCCCAGAGCUAGAGAUUAAGCUUAUACAAAGCAAAGGUGAUAGCAAAGUAGGAAAGCCUCCCGAGCUUGCAGUGCAAGAAUAUCUGGUGGAGUGCUUCAGCUCCGAGGUAGCAUUUAGGGACAGCAGUGUUGAUUCUCCGCCCCAUGCAAAGGACGUGAUCCUCCCGCCAAGGCGCGAGUGGAGCAUCGGGUGGUGGCAGCAGUUUUUGGUGCUUAUGAGCCGCGGAUUCAAAGAGAGGCGGCACGAGUACCUGAGCUGGUUGAGGGUGUUUCAAGUUCUUGUCUCGGCGGUCGUAGCCGGCCUCGUGUGGUGGCACUCAAGCGCCGACUCGGAAAAACACUUACAAGACCAGGUUGGGCUGAUCUUCUUUAUCUCCAUUUAUUGGGCCUACUUCCCCAUUUUCGUGGCCAUCUACACAUUCCCUCAAGAACGAGCCAUGAUCGCGAAGGAAAGAGCGUCUGACAUGUACAGGCUGAGUUCCUAUUUCAUGAGUAGAACACUCGGUGAUCUUCCGCUCAACCUGGUGUUGCCGCUGGUCUUCUUGCUCAUCACAUACUUCAUGGCGCAUUUGAAACUCACCGUGGGGGCUUUCCUGCUUACACUCCUCAGCCUCUUCCUCAUUGUCAUUGCCGCUGAGGGGCUUGGUCUGUUCAUCGGUGCCGCGAUGAUGGACACAAAGCAUGCAACAACUCUGGCAUCAAUCCUUCUCCUCAUUUUCAUGCUCACGGGUGGAUUUUUCACUCACGGCCUGGCAUCAUUUGUGAAGUGGAUCAAGUACGUUUCCUACACUUUUUACGCCUUUAGGCUGUUGAUCAAGGUGCAGUAUAGUCGCUCCCAGGUCUACGACUGCCUCAGCGCAACGGGUUGCAAAAGCAUUGCCUCGGCGCGAGUAAUGGCUGACGUGGACCUGAACGAGGCCGGUCCAAUGGAGGACGUGUUUGCUCUGCUCCUCAUGGUCGUCGGCUACAGGAUCCUGGCUUAUGUCGCUCUCAAAAGGAUGAACACAGCCAGAUAGUUGUAAUAUUCAUGGAGUGAAACCA
Selaginella moellendorffii is the source of this 1868-nucleotide messenger RNA. Its product is annotated as ABC transporter G family member 22. The coding region runs from base 137 to 1843 and encodes 568 amino acids. Lineage: Eukaryota; Viridiplantae; Streptophyta; Lycopodiopsida; Selaginellales; Selaginellaceae. The record is from RefSeq and is a predicted model, not a curated record. Gene Ontology annotation, cellular component: membrane. The transcript is spliced from 8 exons. Gene Ontology annotation, molecular function: ATP binding; ABC-type transporter activity; ATP hydrolysis activity.